Molecule: messenger RNA, 2886 nt
Organism: Fusarium redolens
Lineage: Eukaryota; Fungi; Ascomycota; Sordariomycetes; Hypocreales; Nectriaceae
Exons: 7
Coding region: 1-2886 (961 amino acids)
Cellular component (GO): cytoskeleton
Molecular function (GO): GTP binding
Source: RefSeq, a predicted model, not a curated record
AUGGGCGGAGAAUCUGAGCGAAGAUCUGGAGAGCACGGUCCUGGUGUUGCUCUGAAGGACAUCAGCGACCAGCUCCAACCCAAAAGUGAGGAUGAGGGACCUUAUGAGGAGCCAAGAUACUCCAAGACCGAUGACAAGAGGCCGAAACAUGAUCACCCAGCAGACUCCACCAUGUCUGACGUCGUUGAGACCAUGAAAACAUCGAAUCAUCACCCGAAACAAAACCCUGGAAUGAUUGGGCGUAUCACCCAGUCCUUGAACCCAUUUGGUUCUCCAGAGUCUUCUACAAUUACUGAGAAGGUAAAUGAGAAGAAGCCCAGCCAUAAAUCAGAAACCUCAAGAGAAAAGAAACUUCAAAAGGAAGUGACUCAAUUACAAACUGAGAAAGCCUCUCUGAGCACAAGUCUUAACGAUUUGGCAAUCGAGUUUAAUUUACAAACCAAGGAUCUUGAUAACAAAAAUCGUCUCAUCAAGCGAUGGGCGGAUUGGGAAGAAAGAUCCAAUGAACUCUUGCGCGGACGAGGAGAGGAAAUCAGGAAAGCGAAAGCUGCUUAUGAUCGCCUGGCAGAUGAUUAUCGGAAACUCAAACGGACAAAGCAAGACCUUGAGUCUGAGCUUAAGGAGGAAAGAGAUGUGAACAAGGCUCUGAGCCAAGAUAUCAAGAACCAAGAGGACGUUGUAACGGAGGCGCACUCGAGGGCUAUAUCACUACUGGCAGGUCAUGUUUCCAGCGACUUUCCAGAUGAUCAGGUUCGAACCGAACUGCAGGAUCUGUUCGAGAAGUGCUCUGAGUGGUGUAUGGACAAUCGCUUGCCACGCAUCGAAAACGUCGAAGAGACGCGAAAUCUUCUGCUCAGUGAAGGUAUCAUCAAUGACCUAGAUUGCGCGGAGCAUCUACGAUUCGACAUGACGCACAGAACAGCCACAGCAAUAUUGCUACAGGCUGCACUAACAAAGAGACUCGUGCAGACCUUUCUCGGAGAUCCAUUCUUUCUAUGCCAACACUGCAUGUUUAAAACAGCCCUGCAAGGAGGCGUCAGCGUAGAAGCCACAGUGACGUGGAGAAUCCAGACUUGCCAAUAUCUCGAGCAAGCAUUUCCCCCGCACAAGCAAGCACUACAAACAUGUGCCGAGAUCUUCGCAAGGACCUACGAACCCCUCAUGGAGCCCCUCGACAGAGAAAGCCUCACGCAGCUGACCAAGCUUUUCGAGACCACAUGCAGCCUUGCGCUGAGACUCUGGAAGCUAAGAACCAAUAUCAGAAUCGAAGCGCUAGGUGAUGCCACCCUCCAUCGGUUCCAGAGCAUGUUUGGGGACAUGGAGGCGCAUCCAACAGUCGGUCUUCUGAAAGGUGAUAAGCGGCUCGACGGUCGCCCGAUUUGUGUGGUAGUGCGCCCACGCAUCGUGUCGGAGCCAGUAGAAUCUGAGAAUCGCGGGAGAGGGAUUGUCUGGUCGCCUGCGCAGCAGUGUAUCACAUGCACUGAGAACCCUUCUUCUCUGCCAGACGCUCCGUCGGUGGGGACAGACACCUCGGUGAGCGAUGAGUCCGAAAGCCCUCCGCAAGUAUUAUUGAUUGCUGUGAUGGGAGUAACUGGCUCAGGAAAGAGUAAUUUCCUUCGGCUCUUGACUGGGAGAGACGAUGAAGAUGGGCCGCAAGUCGGGCAUUCACUUGGAUCUUGCACACAGAAGACUGAAGCCUACGAAUGUCUCAUUCGAGGCCAGCAAUUUGUCUUUUUCGACACGCCCGGCUUUGACGACACGUACCGGGGAGAUGCCGACAUUCUUGCUGAUAUCGCUCAAGCUCUCAGCUCCUCGUACAUGAACAAUGUCAAGCUCAGUGGAAUCAUUUACCUGCACCGCAUCAAAGAUGAGAGGAUGACCAACGCCAUCAUGCGAAACCUCACCAUGUUCCGCAAUCUUUGUGGUGAUGGUGCUUUUGAGAAUGUCAUCCUUGCAACUACCUUUUGGGAUGAGCUGCAAGAUGAGUCAAAGGGAACAGCUAGAGAGCAUGAACUUAUCUCAACUCCUGAGUGGUGGGGAUAUAUGAGCAACAAGGGCUCGAGAAUUCGACGAUUCCAGAACACUAGAGAGUCGGCUCUUGAAAUCGUUAAUGAGCUAGUUGAUCUCCCAGCAGUCACUCUACAAAUCCAAGAGGAGAUUGUAGAGCAAGGCCUUGGAGUCGACCAAACAACAGCAGGCGAAGCUCUCAACGAGGAACUUAACAAGCUACGAGAAGAGCACCAAGCCAAGCUCAACACUAUCCGCGAAGAGAAAGAACAAGCCAUCAAAGACCGCGACGUCCAACUCGAGAAAAUGCUCGACAAGCUUGAGCAAGAAAAGCAGCAAUUCAUGCGCCGUCUCGAAAGCGAGCAAGCAGCUCUCCACGCCGAUCGCCGCGAACAGCAACGCCGCAUGGAACAAGCCUUCAAUGACCAACUCGUCCGUCUAGAGCGCGAACGCAAGGCAAGAGAAGCCAAGAUCCAAGACCUGGAAACCCGACUAAGUACCGAGCGCGCAGAUGCCAACGAGCGAUUUCAAGCUGCUAUGGCAGAAUCGAACCGCAUGGUCAGCGCGCUAAAGCUAAAGAUGGAGCAAGCGCGCACAGAGGAUAGAGAGGAGUAUGAUGAGACUAUUAGGAAGAUUGAGGAGAGGCAGAGGGGUGCUGUGGAUGAGGCGGGGAGGUGGAGGGGGGAGGUUGAGAGGCUGAAUCAGCAGAUUAGGGAUGCGAGUACGGCGCAGGCUGUGGCGCAUGGGUUGGAGAAGAGGAGGAUGGAGGCGAGGAUUAGGGAGUUGGAGCAGACGAGGAACACGAGUAAUACGAAUUUCUGGGACGUGGUUGGGAAUAUUUCGAAUGUUGCGACGGGUAUUUUGUUAAAUAUGCUUUAA